AUGAAUUUCGCCUUGGGCCUCCAGCCGCUGACAGGGGAGUCGAAUGCUGUGGACAACUUGGAGAAGCAGUUGAUCUGUCCUGUGUGUCUGGAGAUGUUCACCAAGCCUGUCGUCAUCCUGCCCUGUCAACACAACCUCUGCAGGAAAUGUGCCAACGAUGUCUUCCAGGCCGCCAACCCUCUGUGGCAGACCCGAGGACCGGCUGGUUUGUCAACAGGGGGUCGUUUCCGGUGCCCGUCAUGCCGACAUGAGGUGGUGCUGGACAGGCAUGGUGUUUACGGUCUGCAGAGGAAUCUCCUAGUGGAGAACAUCAUUGACAUCUAUAAACAGGAGUCUACCAGGGCUCUGACCCCAAAAGCAGAACAGCAGCAGCAGCAGCAGCAGCUGAUGUGUGCAGAGCAUGAGGAGGAAAGGAUCAACAUCUACUGCCUGUCCUGCCAGACCCCCACUUGCUCCAUGUGUAAGGUGUUUGGGGCUCACAGGGACUGCGAGGUGGCCCCCCUGCAGACCAUCUACAAGAGACAGAAGACAGAGCUUAGCGAUGGCAUCGCCAUCUUGGUGGCCGGAAAUGACAGAAUCCAAGCCUUGAUCUCGCAGAUGGAGGACAUCUGUAGGAACAUUGAGGAGAAUGGACGGCGACAGAAGAACCAAUUGUGUGAGAAGUUUGAGGUACUCUCCACCAUUCUGGACGAACGCAAGAGAGAGCUGGUGGAGCACAUCAGUUGCGAGCAGGACCAGAAACUCCGUCAUGUCCGCUCACUCAUCCGUCACCAUGGAGAUCACCUGGAACUGUCCGUCAAGCUGGUGGAGACAGCAAUCCAAUCCAUGGAGGAGCCCCAGAUGGCUGUGUUUCUGCAGAGCGUCAAAGAAGUGCUUAAGAAAAUCGCAGACACCAAGGUGGUGGCCUCCAACCUUGAGCGGGCCGAACCGGGGUAUGAGAGCAUGGCCCACUUCAUCGUCAGCACGGAGGAGGUCGCCGACAUGCUGAGGAACAUCGACUUUCACACAGGUUCGCAGGGUGAAGAUGGAGAAGAUGGUGUUGACAUGGAGGAAGGGGCUGAGGAUUCAGUCUCUCUGUCCACUGUCGGGGUAGAGCCUACAAGACACUAG
Chanos chanos (milkfish) is the source of this 1110-nucleotide messenger RNA. It is a transcript of the gene trim54, whose product is annotated as tripartite motif containing 54. Gene Ontology annotation, biological process: regulation of microtubule cytoskeleton organization. The record is from RefSeq and is a predicted model, not a curated record. Gene Ontology annotation, cellular component: cytoplasm. Lineage: Eukaryota; Metazoa; Chordata; Actinopteri; Gonorynchiformes; Chanidae. The transcript has 8 exons. Gene Ontology annotation, molecular function: zinc ion binding. The coding region runs from base 1 to 1110 and encodes 369 amino acids.